This is a messenger RNA of Melanotaenia boesemani (Boeseman's rainbowfish), 2930 nucleotides long. RefSeq names its product ArfGAP with FG repeats 2 (gene agfg2). The transcript has 14 exons. Bases 568 to 1929 code for a protein of 453 amino acids. Lineage: Eukaryota; Metazoa; Chordata; Actinopteri; Atheriniformes; Melanotaeniidae. The record is from RefSeq and is a predicted model, not a curated record. Gene Ontology annotation, molecular function: GTPase activator activity.
UUGCGCCCGCAAGGUCCGGGAGCUGGCCCAGUCUGGAGUAAACAAACACUGCUUCGAGUGCAACCAGCCUGGGGUGACAUACACCGACAUCACGGUGGGCAGCUUCGUCUGCACAUCGUGCUCCGGAAUGCUCUUCAUAAACGACAGACCGCUAGUUGGUCAUUUUCCAGCUCUGAGUUACGUUUCAUUUCGUCAUGGUGCAGGUUUGACACACACACACUCUUUCUCCAGGCUCUUCUCCAGUGUGGGCGUGAGUGUAAGUGCGCGUAUGUGUGCGUGUGUGCAGUCACAAUUUGUUCUGCAUGUUCAGCCUAGUCCCAACACACGUUCAGAAGACGGGCUCAGCACUGUAGUGAGUUAUUGCGCAAUCCUGCACAGCAGUGUCCCACUUUGUGUCCCCCAGCAUGGAGAACGUAAGAGGCUCUGAUUUCUAAAAACACAUGCUCCUCUACUACAAGGGUGUGUGUUGCACCUUUUUUUUUUUACCCUAAAUUCACAAUCACAUGUUUGAUAUUUCCUCUCCUACCUGCUCUUGUCCCCUUACUGUCCUGGACAUGUGGGCCCACUAUGACAUGUUACACUUUGCUUGCUUAUUUUACUCUUUCCAUCUUUUCUCUGUGUCCCAGGAGAGGCCUCAACCCUCCUCACAGGGUCAAGUCUAUCUCCAUGACAACUUUCUCCCAACAGGAAGUGGAAUUCCUCCAAAACCAUGGCAAUGAGGUUGGGAGAAGGACCUGGCUGUGUGUGUUUGACCCAAAGGCUGAUGGCUGCCCCGACAUGAAGGACUCUCAGAAGUUCAAAGAGUUUCUCCAGGAUAAAUAUGAGAAGAAAAAAUGGCAUUUUUCCAAAAGUAAGAACCGGAGAGAUGUGGAGGGUCCCUGGAGUCCAGGGGUCCAAGCUUUGCCCCCUUCCCAUGGUACCUUAACAAGCCAGGGCACGUCCCAUAAUUUGCCCCUUAAUGCUAGAGCUGCAAGGCCACUGUCUCAGUCCCAACUGCCUUCAUGGGAUCGAGCUCCUGCCAUCUCACCUGCUGACAUGCGGACAGAUGCAUUCACCGCUCGACCAUCACGCUCCCAAAGCUUCAGAGACCACCCUCUGAAAGAUCCAACCCUGUGUGGUAUAGAAAGACAGCGACCAGGCUCCCUGUCGUCAGCACUGGGAAGUCAAAGCCACGCCCCCUCAUUCCCUGCCCUUCCAAGGCCUUCAGCCAGUAGCUCUUUCAAAAACCACUUCACUUUAGGUCGUACAGUGUCGGCCUCUGGGGCCACGGGGCCCUUCAGAGCUUUCCCCAAAUCCCUCAGCGUAGACUUCGGGGGUCUGAGCCAUCCUCAACCGCAGUCCUUGCCUCAGUCUCUGUCCCAACCACAGCAGCAGCCAGUCAGCAGCAGCCAGACAACGACGACGCUCAACAGCUCCAGCGGCCAGGACAAGUACGCCGCCGUGUCGCACUUGGAUAGUGUCUUUUCUGAAACAACGUCAACUGCAGCUCCACCUGCUGGUCCUCCGCAGUACAGCUCCAUCUUUGGCAGCAGGCUUUCAUCUAGCUCUACUCCUGCCAGCUCCCCUGGCGUUGACACCGUCUCUGGCUCCCAAACUUUUGCAAAUUUCCCCAACCCAUUCAGCUCCAGCUCGGCUUCCCAGCAGCCCAUUGCCCUCUCCCCCAGUAACCCCUUCAGCAGCGCCUCAGGAGGUGACUCCAGUGCAUUUGUCACUUCGCCCACCUCCAUUUUUCCUCCACCAGCCUGCUUCCCAGCACCCGUAACCCAGAAUGCUUUUCCUCAAGAGUCAGUCACCAAUCAAGAAGCCAAUGGCUUUGCCUCCUUCCCUACGUCCGACUCUCAGUCCAAAUGCCCUCGGCCCAUGUCUGUGAACCCGUUCACGGGAAACGUUUACCCCAGUCGGGGGACGUCGAGAAACCCUUUCAUCUGACUACCCCUCCCUCCCUGCUUCUCUGGGAACUGAGGGAGUAGUGAACUUGAGAAGUUGCUGCCAUUUCAAAGCCUCUGGAGAAUUUUCACCCUGUUAAGGAGAGCCGGACCCUUCCUCUUGUUCUCUCCUCUAUGUCUGUGUUUACGUGUUUGUGGACGGGGAAAGAAAAAAGUAUGAAUGUAAUUAUGAAACUGUAUGUAUGAGAGAAUUGGCCUGCUACGUUUGUAUUAUGUGACAUUGUAUGUCAAAAGGUGUUUGUGUGUCAGUAGAAGCCACCUCAGGGCUCUGUGGGAGUCACAACUAAAACAAUGCCUCUUUAAUUUUAUCCAGAAAUGCACACAUAUUAUACACACACAUGCUGCUGCUGCUAUUGUGCUUUCAUCUCCUGCUUACAAGUGCAAAAAGACACUCAAAAAAAGCCCUCCGGUAACAACAUGUCUUCUGCUUUAAUACCUUUGAGUCUGAAUGGUUGAUAGGCCAGUCGAGGCUUUGACCCUGCAUCUCGAGUCUCUACAAAUGGUUUUAACAGCCUUAACAACCUCCUGAUGCAUGUGAAUUAGCAUCUGAAGAGAAGAUGGACUUGUCUCUGUAAUAUGUGUGUGUGUAUGUGUGUGGAACAUUUUUUUUUUUUUUUUUUUUUUGGUAAGGUUUCUUUUGAAGGAUGAUCUAUGUUUUCCACUCUCAGGCUGCAUGUGCUUAGAGGGCUAAAAGGAGAUCCUAAUGAAUGUAAAAGCAAAUUUCAGAAAAACUUAAGUAAAACUGUAUUAAAAAAGGGGGAAAAAAAUUGUUCGCUUCAUAUACUGGACCAAAAUGCUUUCACUGCAUUUUUUCCUUUCUUCUUUAUAUAUAUAUAUAUAUUAUCCUCUUCAGUUGACAUGAGGGUUAAGUUCUUUUUCCUAAUUUUGCCAAAAAAAGAGAAUAGAAUUUCAUGUAUUAACGUCUUUGUAAUGACAACAGUUCAUGUUCAUAAAAUCAACAUGUUGCUUCUUAUGAUAAAUUCA